CCUAAUGGUUAGUUGCUGAAUACGGUGUCAGGAACAGACAGUGAGCACCCGGGGAAGGCCCAUCCUCAAACGAAAGUUGGUGUGGACCAGUACUAGCAGUAGUGUGGUCGACUGGCCAUUACUGAUUGCGCAGUCAAUAGAUCUACGCACAUCGUUUUAGUCUGGGUGUUUCGAAAGCUGAAUCGAGUGCACUGGAAUGGCGUUGGAGCAGUGCAGCGAAUCAUCUUCGCCGCUAACUCGCUCAUCCGAAAUCACUGUCCAUCGAGUUAGCAAGUGAUUGUUAGUUGCACACGGAUCGGGAAACGUUCAACAGGCCUGCAGGAAAGAGGUCUUGCGAUGCUGUAGACAUCUCGUGUGCCAGUUCCAAGGGUGAUGGCGGAGUCCUUACGCGACAAGAAAACGGCCAUUGGCAGACGAGACUCUCUACGGCGGUCAGUGCUUGAGGCCGAGCAGAACGGCGACGAAGAUAGUUCUAGCGACGAGUCCGCAGCAACAGUUUUAGCUGGGAGUGAGGGGGUGCAAUGUUUUCCUUUGGCGAGAACCAGGGCAGCAGCUGGUGGUGGUGCUGCUGCUGCUGCUGUGGCGGCGACGGGUGUGGCUGCAAACGACCGGGACUCAGUGACAGAGUCUCCGGCGGCAAGUUGGCUUUCGUGUGACUUCUCUACUGCGGAUUUGACAAGAUCUGGUGCUUCGGUCACGUCCGAGAGCCAGCCGGAGUCGUCCCUGACGUCGGAUGUUGAUUCACGAUGCGGACCAGAAAUGAUGGAGAGCGAAGACGCUGACACAGUCCUGGCCACUUCGAAUGGGACCGUGAACAGACUCAGUAGCAGAUCCACGGCAAGCGGUGCUCGCAGGCUCGCAGAACGUACAGUCCUUGCCGACGAAACUGUCUCAGACUUGGACGUCCACCGAUCAAAAACUGCAAAUUCAGAAGCAAGCAGUGACGAUGCGGGAACAGUUCUAGCGCAGGACCUUUUCCAGGAAGUGAGAGGGAAGCAAAAGGUGAGGAAGUCGUCCUCGGCGGCCGAUGGCACUAGCAAGCCCCCAGCACUGCAUGUACUUGGUGAGCAGCUUAGCCAGGCGGAGAGUGUGGAUGUGUGCUUCAUGGUGGACUGUACGAAGAGCAUGGGUAGGUGGAUAGUAGCUGUAAGGAACAACAUCAAGACACUCUACCAGCGCAUACAGGAGAUCUAUAACCGCCAGUGCCACAUACGAGCUGCAUUCGUAGGCUACUACGAUGUCGAAAACAGGUGGUACAAACUGGAGCGGCCCUCGACCAAGCUAGACUUUACGACAUCUCCCACGAAGUUUUACAGCUUUGUGAACAAGGUGUAUGUUGGUGGUGGUGCUGACGCUGCAGAGGACGUGAUGACCGGAUUCGAGGAGACCUUCAAGCUAUCGUGGAGAGAGGGAGUCACGAAGCUGAUCAUUCACAUUGCGGAUCAGCCAUGUCACGGUCGGAUCUACCACCAUUGGCAAGUCAGUGACGACUAUCCUUCAGGGGACCCCUGGAAACGGUCUCAUGUUGAUAUGAUGAAGGUGAUGGCUCGUGAGAACAUUCAGUACUACUUUGGAGAGAUCACCGGGCAUACAGGGAAAAUGAUCAAUGUGUUCAAUGAGUGCCUCAAGCGGGAAUCCUACGGACGCCUGUCCAUCACGACGUUUGAUGCCAUCUCUCCGGAGGGGGAGGGCUUCUCUACCGCUCUGCUGUCGGCCGUACGUUCAAGCAUCAUCCACUCGGUCAGCGAACUGCGCACACCACUUGAGACAAGACCAGCAUGCAGGGAAAUUGAUCCCACCUUGCCAAUGCACCUGGAGAGGCUACCGAUCACAGCCGCUGUGGCCAUGCGCUUUGAAAUGCCGGCGUCCAUCGACGACGACAUUCUCCGGAGUACGGCCAUGAAGCUGAUGAAGUAUGACGUAACGCUGCGCAUGGCCGUGAAGCCGUUUGCACAGGGCUGCCUGCGCUUGGCCUAUCACGGUCUGGACGUCGCGAAGAACAAACGCGUCGUCCUGAAACGGAGCCGCUUCACCAAUCCGGAGCACAACCGCUUCAAGCGCUACCUCGAGGACAUGGAGAUGCAGGCGGUCACUGCUCGCUUCUUGGCCGACUUCAAAAAAGCUCUGCCGGCCACUGCGAGUGCCGCUGCGCAAAAGAUCGAGGUGCUGAUCGCAAAGGUGAUAAAGUUGCAGAGUGCAUUCUGCGAGGAGGAUCGCUACAUGAUGAUGGAGCCGUACCUCUCCGGGAACUACAGCAAGUUCAGCAACAAUGCCUAUAGCCAGUGUGCUGGUAGCGAGCUGGAGCGUAUUAUGCAGGCGUUCAGCCACUGGACAUACACCAGAUCCCGAGAGCGCAUGAUCGUCGUCGAUCUCCAAGGUAGCGUUCACAACGGCGUGACCUAUCUCACCGACCCGGCCAUUCACUGCACCGACGCCAAGCGCUUUGGCAAGACGACCAACUACGGAGUGCAGGGCAUGCGCAUGUUCUUUGCUGGCCACGAGUGCAACAGAGUGUGCCGUUCUCUGAACCUCACACCCGUUUCUGUUGUGUGAGGUGGCAUGUGAGAAUUGUGUUAUUUCGAAAAUGUGAUCCAUCAUCAUCUAGCUAUUCAGCGCGUCAAAGUUUGUUCAAGGCUAUGAAUAUUGUGUACAGUAAUGCAACUUUGAAACUUAAAAGUAAGCAAAGACUAGCGACUUCUGUUGUUGAUAAAACUGCGGGCUGAUGCAAGGCAGGAUCCUGGUGAUGUUCCUCAUAAUAAUAAUUAUUAUUAUGCUAUUCUGACAUUUGUUUGCAAUUAUCAGACUGGCUACAUGCAUGCCAAUACGAGUCCCCCCCCCCCCCUCGCUCCUCCAGGCUAGCUUUGUAACAGUUGCGUGUGUGGCAAUGUUGAUACAGUUGUUUGCUUCUGACAUCGUCAGGUACUAUAAAUAAAGUAAUUCAGCUUCUGAUACUCAUGAUCCAACCAGUCUCCCACCCUUGAGUAAUUUCGCAACAUGUCUGACUGUGCGCUGUAUCUGAUCAGGUUACUUUGGUGCACAAUAAAUCCAUCUCUAAGGCCACCCCCGGCUUGAAAUCAAGUGCAUGUGCAAGUAAGUUUGAGGUCGGUUUUAGAACAGUAAAUUUUUGACUCUGUUCUUCGUAAAUUUUUGACUCUGUUCUUCUUUGUCUUCUUCGUUUUAGUGCUGGAUGGCUUGAAUGUACAAGCAUUGAAAAAAGUGCCUCUCUCGAAUAGUGCCCCAUCCGUGAAGGACUUUGAAGAACCAAUCCCGCGAGUGCAUGUACGUUAGCCGUCACUCGGAACACAGUUUUAUCCUUCCUCUUUUCUAUGAUAACAUUGGCUAAACUUUCGAGUUCGAACUUGUACAUGUGCGUA
Molecule: messenger RNA, 3374 nt
Organism: Sycon ciliatum
Lineage: Eukaryota; Metazoa; Porifera; Calcarea; Leucosolenida; Sycettidae
Product: alpha-protein kinase vwkA-like
Exons: 1
Coding region: 373-2553 (726 amino acids)
Biological process (GO): protein phosphorylation
Cellular component (GO): cytoplasm
Molecular function (GO): ATP binding; protein serine/threonine kinase activity
Source: RefSeq, a predicted model, not a curated record